CAUGCGUGCCAUGAAUAACACCAUAGAUUUGGAUUUCCUUAGCUGCCAAGCAAUCGAAAGGGUGCUUAAAUCUUCAAAACGGGCAGACUUUUACGUUUUUGUAAUGACUUUUCUCCUGUUGUAAUAUGAAACAAGUGUCUGAUCAUGUCGAAAACUCUUCUGGCUCAGGAAGGAACAAGGGAAAGCAAUCCGUCUGUGGUGGUCCACUUAAGAAGAUCAGAAGGGUGGAACAAUCGGAGCAACAAAACAAUCCAUUAAAAUUUAUGUUUCCAUUUUCUCUUGAUGACAACCCUGAAUCAUCUAUCGCAACCCCAUCAAAGAAGAAUCAAGAGAUGAUCUCUUUCAGUAAUGGAGAGGAUGAAUAUGAUCACCGGAAAACCCAGGUGCAGCCUGUGGCAAAGCUAUAUAGAGGGGUGAGGCAACGGCAAUGGGGUAAAUGGGUAGGAGAAAUACGUCUUCCUCGUAGCAGGAAUAGACGUUGGUUGGGAACUUUUGAGACUGCUGUUGAAGCUGCUUUGGCUUAUGAUCAUGAGGCCUUCAAGUUGAGAGGACAUAAAGCGCGACUCAAUUUCCCACAUCUAUUCAUCAACGAUCAAAAACAAACCCUGCUUCCAUCUUUACCAUCUGAUCAGUCUUUGCAACCAUGCAAAGAAGAAGAUGUCGAGCCUUUGGUCAAUGGGUUGGAACCAGGUUCAAGAAACGAUGAAGUUCUGAAUGGUUUUGGGACGAAUGAUAGCUUGUUCGAAUAUGGUGAACCAGCAUGGGAAACCAUGGGAGCCAAAGGUGGUAGCUUUAUAUGGGAUGACUUUGAGCCCAAUUUUUUGAGUCCGUGAUAACUUGAUUAAUAUGCGUAUAUAUAUGGUUUCUUUAUAUAACUGAAAUCGUAAUUAUUAAACCAUAUGAACUGCGAUUCUACCUCAUCAUUUUCAUGAGAGUAAACUCGUAGCCUACAAAUUUAUUACUUAGGUAUAUUUUGACUCCUGAACUUUUUAUUUAAUUGAUCGUAACAAGGGUACUAGUUGGUUCAUAUCUGAACCAAGCUUGAGCCUAUACGUACGGUUUACUUGUAAAUUUACAUGUUUACGAGGAUAUGAUUUUCAACUGCUGCUUCAUUA
This is a messenger RNA of Lactuca sativa (garden lettuce), 1115 nucleotides long. Its product is annotated as ethylene-responsive transcription factor ERF057. The record is from RefSeq and is a predicted model, not a curated record. Gene Ontology annotation, molecular function: DNA-binding transcription factor activity; DNA binding. Gene Ontology annotation, biological process: regulation of DNA-templated transcription. Lineage: Eukaryota; Viridiplantae; Streptophyta; Magnoliopsida; Asterales; Asteraceae.